Lontra canadensis (Northern American river otter) is the source of this 1998-nucleotide messenger RNA. It is a transcript of the gene FBXO46, whose product is annotated as F-box protein 46. Gene Ontology annotation, molecular function: protein binding. Lineage: Eukaryota; Metazoa; Chordata; Mammalia; Carnivora; Mustelidae. The record is from RefSeq and is a predicted model, not a curated record.
GCGGGAACCCGGAAGGGGAGGCUGGAGAGGAGCGAGUGGGGGAAACCCGCGUAGCCGAGAGAGCUGCGGCGCGGGGAGAUGGUGGCCCGCGGAGCCUUCCCUGACCAUCCAGGGCCUGAAAUGCGGUGAACGCCUGCCUGUCUGCUACCGCUCCCCAGGAUGGACCGCGGCGGCCUCCUGCCCUUCCAGCUGUGGUGCCCCCGACCCUUUGGCACCUACUCACAGAACCAGCCACGCCCACCUACCGCAGCCCUCAAGCCGUCAGCCUGCCCAGAGCCUGGCAGCGGGGCUGAGCCAGACCACGGGCCUGCCCACUCCGAGAACACCCCACCCACCUUGGCCACAGAGGCCCCUGCCUCCCAGCCGGCCCCUCUCCUCUCAGCAGCAGCUGCUGGCGAUGAGGGGCGAGUCCUGCUGGACACAUGGUAUGUCAUCAAGCCCGGGAAUACAAAGGAGAAGGUGGCCUUCUUUGUGGCCCACCAAUGUGGUGGGGGCAGCCGGGCCAGCUCCAUGAAGGUCAAGGGGCACUGGGGCAGUGACAGCUCCAAGGCCAAGCGGAGGAGGCGCUGUCUUGAGCCUACAAAGGCUCCCCCGGACCCAGGGGGCCCAGAGGCGCCCCCUGCAGCUGAGGGGGCCCCAGCCUCGGCUGGCGAAGACGUAGACUUGCUCUCUGUGGCAGAGAUGGUGGCACUGGUGGAACAGCGGGCCGCCCUGGCUUUGCAGAACUACCCGCGUCCGGGCACCCCGGCGCCUGUGGUCUUCGUGUCAGCUGAGCAGGGUGGGCCUGCCAAGGGGCUGGGGUCUGAACGGCGCUCCGGUGGCGGGGACUGCAGCCGGGUAGCCGAGGCGGUGGCCCACUUCGAGGCCCAGCGGGACAGCCCUCCAGCCAAAGGCCUCCGCAAAGAGGAGAGGCCUGGGCCGGGCCCCGGGGAGGUACGCAUCGCCUUCCGUAUCUCUAACGGCCGAGAGCCCCGCACCCCCGAUGGCAGCUUGUCCAAUGGGAGCGGGGGCCGGCCGGGUUGUGCCUACCCGGGCAGCCCAGGCCCUGGGGCCCGGGCCAAGGACAAGAUCACUUGCGACCUGUACCAGCUCAUCAGCCCCUCCCGGGAUGCCCUCCCCAGCAACGUGGAGUUCCUCCUGGCUCGGGCGGAUGAGGCCAGCGAGGGGGAGACGCCCGUCCCUGCCAGACCUGAGGACACUCCACCGGCGCCCCCUCCGCCCCCUGCCCGGGACUGCGGAGCCUCAGGCUUCCACGUGGAUGUGGUGGUGACGGGGGUGGUGGAUGAGUGCAUCUUCUUUGGCAAGGAUGGCACCAAGAAUGUGAAAGAGGAGACGGUGUGCCUGACGGUCAGCCCCGAGGAGCCGCCCCCACCCGGCCAGCUCUUCUUCCUCCAGUCCCGCAGUCCAGACGGGCCCCCCGAGCCCCCCCCAGCCGACUCCCCGGCCACCGUGCCGGGCCCGGACGAUGCCGAGGGGACUGCGGACACGUCCCUGUGCCGCCUAUACCGGCACGUGUCCCACGACUUCCUGGAGAUCCGCUUCAAGAUCCAGCGGCUGCUGGAGCCGCGACAGUACAUGCUGCUGCUGCCCGAGCACGUGCUGGUGAAGAUCUUCAGCUUCCUGCCCACGCGGGCCCUGGCGGCCCUCAAGUGCACCUGCCACCACUUCAAGGGCAUCAUCGAGGCGUUUGGCGUGCGGGCCACAGACUCGCGCUGGAGCCGAGACCCACUCUAUCGUGAUGACCCUUGCAAGCAGUGCCGCAAGAGAUACGAGAAGGGGGAUGUGUCGCUCUGCCGCUGGCACCCCAAGCCCUACCACCACGACCUGCCUUACGGACGUUCCUACUGGAUGUGCUGCCGCCGAGCUGACCGCGAGACUCCGGGCUGCCGCCUGGGUCUGCAUGAUAACAACUGGGUGCUGCCCUGCAACGGGCCGGGCGGCGGCGGGGGCCGGCCUGGCCGCGAGGAAGGGAGGUGAAGCCGGGGAAGGGGGUGGGGA